AUGUCUAAGGCCAAACAGUGCGAGUCGGUGCGGGUGGUGGUGCGCUGCCGGCCCUUCGGCACCAGAGAGGCGGGGUGCGACAACAUCCUGGAGGUGGAUGACAAACUGGGACAGAUCACCAUCAGGAACCCGAGGGCGCCACCCGAGGAGCCCAGGAAGGUGUUCACGUUCGAUUCCGUACAUGGGUGGGACUCCACGCAGAGCGACAUCUAUGACGACGCGGUGAGACCCCUGGUGGAGUCCGUGGUCCUGGGCUUCAACGGGACCAUAUUUGCCUAUGGACAGACAGGGACAGGUAAGACUCACACCAUGCAAGGGGUGGUAAGGGACCCGGAGGGCAGAGGGGUGAUACCCACGUCGUUCCAGCACAUCUUCACCCACAUCUCCAGGACCCAGAACCAGAAGUACCUGGUGAGGUCAUCCUACCUGGAGAUCUACCAGGAGGAGAUCCGGGACCUGCUGUUCAAAGACAACAACAGGAAGCUGGAGCUCAAGGAAAGCCCCGACUUUGGCAUCUACGUGAAAGACCUGUCCUCGGUGGUGACCAAGAACGCCACGGAGAUCGAACACGUCAUGAACCUGGGCAACCAGUCCAGGUCCGUGGGGUUCACCAACAUGAACGAACGCAGCUCCAGGUCCCACGCCAUCUUCCUCAUCACCGUGGAGUGCAGCGAGGUGGGGCCCGACGGCGAGGACCACAUCCGAGUCGGGAAGCUGAACAUGGUCGACCUGGCUGGCAGCGAGCGCCAGAGCAAGACGGGCGCCAAAGGGAAGCGGCUGAAGGAGGCAACCAAGAUCAACCUGUCUCUGUCGGCCCUGGGGAACGUCAUCACGGCUCUGGUGGACGGGAAGAGCACCCACAUCCCCUACAGGGACUCCAAGCUCACCCGGCUGCUCCAGGACUCGCUGGGGGGCAACGCCAAAACGGUCAUGAUCGCAACCGUGGGGCCUUCGCACAAGAACUUCGAAGAGUCCCUGGCCACGCUCAGGUACGCCAGCAGGGCCAAGAACAUCAAGAACAAACCCCGGAUCAACGAGGACCCCAAAGACGCCCUGCUGAGGGAGUACCAGGAGGAGAUCGCCCGCUUGAAGGCGCAGCUGGAGAAGCAAGGGAUGCUCGCAAAGGAGAGGAGGAGGAUCAGGAGGAAUAGCAAAAGGCUGAGCAGAAGCAUGGGAGGCAUGGAGGAGGAGAUGCUCACAGAGAGGGAGGCGGAGGUUUUGAGGGCCCUUCAGGGGGAACCAGACGGGAGACUUUACCUGAAACAGGGCGAGGACUGCCCCAGGAGACUGAUCUACCAGGGGGGCAGCGAGAGGCUGAGGCCCCUGAGCGAGCACAGGAAGAGUGUGGAGGACAUGCAGUGGGACCAGGACGCUCUGCAGAAGAUCAUCGAGAAAUACAAGACUAUGGAGAGCAAACUGUUAGUCGGAGGAAAGACGAUAAUCGAUCACACCAAUGAACAACAGAGGACGCUCGAGUUGAAGAGGCAACUAAUUGCAGAACAGAUAAGGAGCGAGCGAGAGAUGCAGCAGCAGAUGAUGCUACAGGACGAGGAGACGGUGGAAAUGAAGGAGACCUUCUCCUCCAUGCAGCAGGAGGUGGAACUGAAGACAAAGAAGCUGAGGAGGAUCUACGCCAAACUACAGCUGGUGAAGGGAGAGAUCAAAGACGUCAUCGAUGAACACGUCAUGACCCGACAGGAGCUUGAACAGACACAGACCGAGCUCACCAGGGAACUCAAGUACAAAUAUCUCUUGAUAGAGAAUUUUAUACCUCCUGAAGAAAAGAACAAGAUCAUUAAACGGCUGCACUUUGACGGUGAGGAGGACCAGUGGAGACUCAGGCCGGUGCUUCCACCAGAGAGUGCACCAAUUCGGAUCAAGAGACGUCCUCUGUCGGCCGUGGGAUACAAGAGGCCAAUAAGCCAAUAUGCACAGAUGGCUGUUGCCACGGCAACUGGGGCCCCGUCGAGAUACCAGGCUGAGAACAUCAUGCUGCUGGAGUUAGACAUGUCUCCACCGACCAUGUUCGCCCUGAACCUUAACGGCGCUCACCUGGAGAGGGCCUUCUCUCCGAGGCUGCUGGGGGAUCUCGUGCUGAAUGUUCCGGUUAGAGAGAGGAGGGCUUCAUCCUCGAGGGUCAGGAAGUCCCAAUCCUGGUAUCAAGCACCACAAGCAGCAUCUGUCACCUCUUCGUCCUCCUCCAGCGCUCUGACGUCAGCGUCUCAGAGCUUCUCUCCCGCUCACAGACGGAGACCUUCCUCUGCUGCCUUUCUCUCACAGGACGAGCCGGUUCACACAAGCCCCUGA
This is a messenger RNA of Limanda limanda (common dab), 2307 nucleotides long. RefSeq names its product kinesin family member 3Cb (gene kif3cb). Gene Ontology annotation, biological process: microtubule-based movement. NCBI's taxonomy places the organism in Eukaryota, Metazoa, Chordata, Actinopteri, Pleuronectiformes, Pleuronectidae. The record is from RefSeq and is a predicted model, not a curated record. Bases 1 to 2307 code for a protein of 768 amino acids. The transcript has 8 exons. Gene Ontology annotation, molecular function: ATP binding; microtubule motor activity; microtubule binding.